This is a messenger RNA of Anisakis simplex (herring worm), 729 nucleotides long. NCBI's taxonomy places the organism in Eukaryota, Metazoa, Nematoda, Chromadorea, Rhabditida, Anisakidae. The record is from the annotation of a GenBank genome assembly.
AUGAUUGCACGAGAAUGCAAACUAGUCAAGCGAUUCCAGUGUUUGCACACUGCAUGUACAAGCUCAGCCACUGACCAACAACUCAAGGCAAUACUGUCGGCCGAUGAGCUGAGUUUAUGUGAACGCAAAAAGUUCACCGAAAAUUUGGCAUCGCUAAAAGGCAUUGUGGAAUGUCCAGUAGGAACGUGUGGAGCGUGUUAUUUUUUCGAUGAGCAACAAAAACUCAAUUGCUCAUCACAUACACCAAAUUUCGCUGAAUGCACUUAUUGCAAAUAUGUGUUUUGCAUGGAGUGUAGAAAUGCUUAUCAUGGUACACAACCUUGCGAAAUUGACUCAGAACAGCGCAGAAAACUGUUGACGAAAUACGGAAACGUCGAAUCAGUCGAUAAGAAUGGAGUAUUGGCAGCUUUUGGGGGAGAAAGAAAUUUGGCCAAGUACAUUGCAAAGUUGAAGUGUGACGAGUGGAUUGACGGAAACUGCAAGCAGUGUCCAACAGGUUUACGGGAUGCCGAAAUAUGUGUUGUUCGAUGUGUGACACCCAGUUCUGCUGGAUUUGCUGCAAGACGGAAUGUGACGAUCCAGAACUUUGUUGGUGGUUUUGUUGUUAUCGUUUGUGACUACCUCGAUGAGGAUUACGAAUGCGACGAGGAACUGCAAGCGGAUGAUGAUGAUCGACGGGAGGGCUAUGAGGAGGUUCCGUGGCCAUCAUACCGGCCGGCUGAUAUUUAA